Messenger RNA from Nannospalax galili (Upper Galilee mountains blind mole rat), 3885 nucleotides. It is a transcript of the gene Btbd7, whose product is annotated as BTB domain containing 7. The transcript has 9 exons. The record is from RefSeq and is a predicted model, not a curated record. Gene Ontology annotation, biological process: morphogenesis of a branching epithelium; regulation of branching involved in salivary gland morphogenesis. The coding region runs from base 169 to 2511 and encodes 780 amino acids. Lineage: Eukaryota; Metazoa; Chordata; Mammalia; Rodentia; Spalacidae.
GCGGGGCCGUCGGACUCCGCAGCGCCGCGCAGGCGCGCCAGAGCCUCGCCUAGAGGAGCCCCUCCUGCUGCCUGUCGGAGUCAAAAUGGCGGCGGGGGGGACCAGGAGCCGUCCCGGACCCUGAGGCGCUGAGAGGAGAGCAGAGGCCGCGGCGGCGGCUGGAGGAGGAUGGCCGCGGGGGCUGGCGCCGGUGCGGACGGCGGUGCUGGCGGCGGCGGCGGCGGCGGCGGUGGCAGCAGUCCCGGCAACGGCAGCAGCAGCGGCGGGAGGAGCUUCCGAGGCUGUGAGGAUAUUAUUGCUGAGAGCAUCUCAUUAGAUACCUUAAUUGCCAUCCUCAAGUGGAGCUCGCAUCCAUAUGGCUCUAAGUGGGUGCACCGACAAGCUCUGCAUUUCCUCUGUGAGGAAUUAUCCCAGGUCAUGACUUCGGAUGUUUUUUAUGAACUCAGCAAAGACCAUCUGCUUACUGCUAUCCAGUCUGACUACCUACAGGCAAGUGAACAAGAUAUCCUUAAAUAUCUGAUUAAAUGGGGAGAGCAUCAGUUGAUGAAAAGAAUAGCAGACAGAGAGCCAAACUUACUAAGUGGCACUGCACAUAGUGUGAACAAACGAGGUGUGAAAAGACGAGACCUGGACAUCGAAGAACUUAGAGAAAUCCUUUCCUCUCUUUUACCUUUUGUGCGAAUUGAACACAUCUUACCUAUAAACAGUGAAGUCUUAAGUGAUGCUAUGAAAAGAGGCUUGAUUAGUACUCCCCCAUCAGAUAUGCUUCCUACGACAGAAGGAGGAAAAUCAAAUGCCUGGUUGCGGCAAAAAAAUGCUGGCAUAUACGUUCGUCCUCGCCUAUUUUCUCCCUAUGUGGAAGAAGCAAAGUCAGUGCUGGACGAGAUGAUGGUGGAACAAACAGACCUGGUGCGACUGCGAAUGGUUCGAAUGUCCAAUGUGCCAGACACACUUUACAUGGUUAGCAAUGCUGUGCCACAGUGUUGCCACAUGAUCAGCCACCAGCAGAUCAGCAGUAACCAAUCAAGCCCUCCCUCAGUUGUAGCCAAUGAAAUUCCAGUUCCUCGUCUCCUCAUUAUGAAAGACAUGGUGAGGCGCCUGCAGGAGCUGCGGCACACAGAGCAGGUGCAGAGAGCCUAUGCACUGAAUUGUGGCGAGGGUGCCACUGUCAGCUAUGAGAUCCAGAUUCGAGUGCUGAGAGAAUUUGGCCUUGCAGAUGCUGCUGCAGAGCUCUUGCAGAAUCCUCACAAGUUCUUUCCUGAUGAACGUUUUGGGGAUGAAAGUCCUCUCUUGACAGUGAGACAGUCUGGGAGAUGUCGUGUUAACAGUACCCCUGCUGCAGAAACCAUGUUUACAGACCUGGACUCUUUUGUGGCCUUCCAUCCACCUUUGCCCCCUCCGCCCCCUCCCUACCACCCUCCUGCUACGCCAAUCCAUAACCAGCUCAAAGCAGGCUGGAAACAAAGGCCUCCCACUCAGCACCCUUCCCGUUCAUUUUCCUACCCCUGUAAUCAUUCGAGGUUUCACUCCAGGACAGCUCCUAAACUCGGCCCUCCCCCAGCCUAUUUGCCAAGUGUUAAAGCAGCACCUCCCGACUGUACCAACACCACAGGACUGGGGAGACAGACGGUCGCUGCUGCUGCUGCUGCCGCUGCUGCUGCCUCAGCAGCAAUAGCAUCUGAGAAGCAAAUGGGUACACAGCCUGUGCUAAAUGAUCUGAUGCCAGAUAUUGCCAUGGGGGUGUCCACACUGUCACUCAAGGACAGACGGCUCCCAGAGCUUGCUACAGACACAGAAUUAAGCCAGCCGGUUUCUGAAGCAGGACCCGGGCCUCCUCAGCAUCUUUCAUGUAUUCCACAGAGACAUACACACACGUCUCGAAAAAAACACACACUAGAGCAAAAACCAGAUGCUAGAGAAAAUCAGCAAGAAUACCCAGAUUUCUAUGACUUCUCAAAUGCUGCUUGCAGACCAUCCACUCCUGCACCUGGCAGACGUACCCCUUCUCCUUCACAAGGUAGAUAUUUUGGUCCGGACUUGUACAGCCACAAUAAGCCUUCAUCAAAUGGCUUUAAGUCAGCUUACCUACCUGGUCAGACCUCUCCUAAAAACCAGGAAGAUGCUAGGAGAGAAUGUUCACUUUCUUCUGAUGGGUUUCUCCACAAACAGAGGAGCGAACCAAUACGCCUGGAUGUUGUCGAGCAGCCUCCCCAGCGGUCAGACUUUCCUUCAGCAACCUCAGAAAAUGCCAGUAAUGGUCCAGCCCAUGUUAGGGCACGAACUACAGGAGAAACUGACUUGACUUUUGGGCUGACUUCUAAUAGACCUUCUUCCCAUUCUGCAUGUAGCUCUGAAGCUCUAGAAGAACGAUCCAGUAGAAGACUGACUGACAGUGAGUCCCUGGGCCACGGAGUGCAGAGAAACACAGAUCUGGAAAGGGACGAUUCCAUAAGCAGAGGAAGGAGGUCCCCAAGCAAGCCAGACUUCCUCUACAAAAAGUCUGCCCUCUGAAAGCAGCCUCCAUGUUGUCUGUGCCUGAGAUGUGAGACAUCCUAUUUAUGAUGUAACCCAACAACUUACUGACCAGUUUAUCGAUGCCAGCUUAGUUUCACAUUUUAUUCCAGUUUGUGUGUGUGUAUGUUUAUAACACAUGGCAUGCUAAGACGGUUAUUUUGAAUGCUGCAUCUGUCCAUUUUGUGUUUCAACAAUUUGUGGGGAAGCAUUUUAAAGCGAGCAAGCUGGCACUUUUUUCUUCUCUUUACAAAUGAUGGAAUUUUUUUUGCACUUGUACAUUUAUUUGUAUUGAUUUUAUAGCAGUAUGUUAAACUUUAUUGCCACAUUUAAAGGACUGUAUUUUCAUACUUUUUUGCAUUUUACCUUCAUCUACCAGUUUCCAUGUGCAUUGGAUUGCACACUAAGAUGUAUUUUCUUACAAAAUAGUUCUGUUUAUUUUUUAAUUAUAGAAAUUCCAAAGAACAGCACAUCAAAAUGCUCCUCUCCUUUCAGUGAUUGUUUCAGUUCAGAAAUCUUCCUGCUCAGUCUCCAUAAAUCUGAUCUUGUUCCUUUUUGUCUUGGAAGCCGGUCUUUAUCCCCUAUAGCAGGAGUCCAAUAGAGGUCUUGAAGUUUUUGGAUUCAGUAAAGACCAGGAAGGAAAAAAAGCCUUGGUGCCCAGCCUGCUGCUGUAUAUUUCACAGUGUGGGUGUUGUCAGGACUCCUGCAGAUUCUGGAGGGUGGAGUAGAAUUACUCUCUCCAAGACAUCCUAAGGAAAUUAUAUACUUUAGGAUUAGAAAGGAUUAGAGCUGGGUAUGGAUACCCACACCUGUGAUCCCAGCACUUGGGAAGUAGUAACAAGAGGACAAGAACUUCAAGGUCAACCUUGGUACAUAGUGAGUUCAAGACCAGACUGGUUACAUGAGACCCUGCCUCAAGAAAGAGCACACUGAUGGGGUACCUGGCUCUGUGUAUGACUCACUGCUGGGGACAAGACUACCUUCAGUUGUCUUGCAUUGUGUGGGAAAAACAAAAGGGCUUCAGUCUUAUAUCAUUUGGUAUUUGUAAACACGUUUUCCAAGUAGAUGUCUGGAUCUUGGUGUCCUAUACAAAGUUGUUGUAUGAUGCAUAACACUUUAUCACCAAAAAACAUUCGUUUUCAGUAAAACACUACAUGUCCUACUUGAACUCCACUGGAGACGCUGGUUUGGCAUCUACUGAACCACUGAGCACAUGGGGUCUUUCCUGAUCCUUUCCCCUGGAAGGGCAAUGUGUAAGCUAAGAACUGUUUUUCUUAGUCUCCAAUGUAAAUAUAUUAGAACUUGAGUUUUUAAAUCACUUCAGCAUUAUUUGAACAUUUACUUUGUAUUUUUAUAAACAUAUACACACAGCCG